Messenger RNA from Oncorhynchus nerka (sockeye salmon), 1909 nucleotides. Its product is annotated as solute carrier family 35 member F1-like. Gene Ontology annotation, molecular function: transmembrane transporter activity. Gene Ontology annotation, cellular component: membrane. Gene Ontology annotation, biological process: transmembrane transport. The record is from RefSeq and is a predicted model, not a curated record. The transcript is spliced from 8 exons. Lineage: Eukaryota; Metazoa; Chordata; Actinopteri; Salmoniformes; Salmonidae. Bases 288 to 1466 code for a protein of 392 amino acids.
AAGUAGGCAUUCAGAAAAUGCACACUGACGAACCGGGGUACCUCUGCAAACAUUUCAUUAAGGUACAGGUGCAUCUUUCAUGAACUCCCCGCGUGUGUGGCCAACACACAUUCUUCACUUUUUGUAAAUAUAGCAGCGUCAUCAUCUUCACCUGUGUGAACCAUGGAAUGAAUGCUGAGGUUGUCCAUCGCGCGCACCGAUAAUCGGAUCUAGUCCCUCGUGGAGUAUCCGAGACCUACGUCCUCUCCUUGCACGGAGCAGAAUGCACCCUGGUUUCUGGUCGUUAAAUGUUUAGUUCAGAGAUGAUAUCCUCGCAGCAGAAUCAUGUUGUCAACACCAUUGAGACCAUGCCUCCUGAAACCAUCACGGCAUCGCCGACCCUGGUUCAAAGGAUAAGAAAAGUGUUUAGCAGGGAACUUCUGGUAACUCUGGCUCUGGGCCAGGUCCUGUCUCUGCUCGUCUGUGGCAUCGGGCUGACCAGCAAGUACCUGGCUCAUGAAUACCACGCCAACACGCCCGUGUUCCAGAGCUUUCUCAACUACAUCCUGCUGUUCCUAGUCUACACCACCACGCUCGCCGUCAGGCAAGGUGAGGAGAAUCUGCUGGCAAUACUGAAGAGGCGAUGGUGGAAGUACAUGAUUCUGGGACUAAUAGACAUCGAGGCUAACUACCUGGUUAUCAAAGCCUACCAAUACACCACACUAGCAAGCGUACAGCUCUUAGACUGUUUCACCAUCCCCGUGGUGCUGCUGCUGUCCUGGUUCUUCCUGCUGGUGAGGUACAAGGCCGUGCAUUUUGUGGGCGUUGGGGUGUGUCUGCUGGGCAUCGGCUGCAUGGUGGGGGCAGAUGUCCUGGUGGGAAGACAGCAGGGCCUAGGGGACCAUAAGCUCCUGGGGGACCUGCUGGUUCUGGGAGGUGCCAUGCUCUAUGGAAUCUCUAACGUGUGUGAGGAGUUCAUCGUUAAGAACCUGAGCAGGGUGGAGUUCCUGGGCAUGAUGGGACUGUUCGGCUCUUUCUUCAGCGGCAUUCAGCUGGCCAUCAUGGAACACAAGGAGCUGUUAAAGGUGCAGUGGGACUGGCAGAUUGGGUUGCUGUAUAUCGGCUUCAGUGCCUGCAUGUUUGGCCUGUACAGCUUCAUGCCCGUGGUCAUUAGAAGGACCAGCGCCACGUCGGUCAAUCUCUCUCUGCUGACCGCUGACCUCUACAGCCUGUUCUGUGGCCUCUUUCUGUUCCAGUACAAGUUUUCAGGGCUCUACCUCCUGUCCUUCGUCAUCAUCAUCCUGGGUCUGGUGUUCUACACAUCCUCCUCCACCUAUGUGGCACAGGACCCGCGCGUCUACAAGCAUUUCCGCAACGCCGGCCACCCCAUCACGGACACGCCCACUCUGAGGCCCCUGGAACCCUCGGUGACCUAUACCAGCCUAAGGCAGGAGAUAGAGGAGGAGCCUCGCAUCAGGGUGGCUUGAGAGGGUGGGGCCUAAUCAUCCACUGCCCCACCUCCCCAGAUUCUGUACAGAGAGAAGGAUCACUGAAUGAUUAAAAAAAUUAUCGAAAACAUGUAGCAAACACGCAAAAGUACACUGUGAUCGCAAACUGUGAAUAGAUAGCAGUGGCUAUUUCUGAUUUUGAAGAUUUGUUUCAUGUAUAGAAAUAUACUGUUACCCCAUCACGUUCCCUCGUACUGUACAUUUGACAUGUUUAGAAGGUUUUGUGCUUAAGACUUGUGUAAAUGCUAAAUUGUGACUGUUUCCUUUUUUACAUGAGCACAAAACGUUAUUGCAUUUUAAGCUUUGAGUUUGCGUUGUGGGUUAUUUCAGUGUUUAAUUGUUCCUUCAAAUUGAUCUCUUUUUGUAAAACUGCCCCGUUAAAGUAUCAUGUCCAGAGGUACGAUAAAGUAAUAUACAGACUU